Messenger RNA from Oncorhynchus gorbuscha (pink salmon), 5929 nucleotides. RefSeq names its product E3 ubiquitin-protein ligase NEURL1-like. Gene Ontology annotation, cellular component: plasma membrane; postsynaptic density. Lineage: Eukaryota; Metazoa; Chordata; Actinopteri; Salmoniformes; Salmonidae. Gene Ontology annotation, molecular function: ubiquitin protein ligase activity. The record is from RefSeq and is a predicted model, not a curated record. Gene Ontology annotation, biological process: nervous system development; negative regulation of Notch signaling pathway.
GAGGGCGCACAGUGAAUGGAGGAGCAGCCUUCACUACCGCUCUGCUUGGUGCUUAGGGGACCUGGAGUGCACUGUGUUUAUAUUCCAAUCGGGAGAAAGAACGACCGCUCUGGAUGUAGCCUCCAAUCAUGUUGUCGGCGUUGGAUUGUGCAUCAACACCGCAAGUGUUUGAAUAUUGAGAGCUGGGAUAUAAGGGCUGCCGACUGGAAUUGUAGUCAUGGGAGGCCAGAUAACGCGAAAUGCCUUGUACGACUCUCUGGGCGGUCCGUUCCCCUCCACCACCCACCGAUGCCACCACAAGCCCAAGCGCUGCCUGCCCAUCCAGCAGAGUGGCGUUGUGGGCGGGGGCCAGAGGAGAGGCCUGGCCAUAAGUCCCUUGCUCUUCCACCCGAACACCAAGGGCUCCCAGAUCGCCAUGGACCUGGCCCAGAGGACCGUCAAGAGGCAGGCCAGCUUCUGUAACGCCAUCACCUUCAGCAACAGACCCGUAGCGUUGUACGAGCAGGUCCGGAUCAAGAUCACUAAGAAGCAGUGUUGCUGGAGCGGAGCUCUCCGUCUGGGCUUCACGGCUAAAGACCCGUCCCGUAUCAACCCAGACAGCCUGCCCAAGUAUGCCUGUCCUGACCUGGUCUCCCAGAGUGGCUUCUGGGCCAAGGCACUACCUGAGGAGUUCGCCAACGAAGGGAACGUCAUCGCCUUCUGGGUGGACAAGAAGGGCCGUGUCUUCUAUAGAAUCAAUGAGUCCAACCCAAUGUUGUUCUUCAGUGGGGUGAGAACAGGAGAACCUCUGUGGGCACUGAUAGAUGUCUAUGGGUUGACCCGUGGAGUGCAACUGCUAGAGAGUGAGAUGGUCCCUCCCGACUUCCUCCGUCCCCGCUCCUUCACCACCGUACGCUCCUCUUCUCUCCAGUAUCUGGUACACGAGGCAGAUGAAUCCCGCCUCUCUGUCAGCCUCUGUGACCUCAACCUGCAGGAAGUGAACGGCUCUGGCCCAGCCCACCCACAUAACCACGCCCAUCAUCUCCACCUGGCCCCUCCCUCCGCCUCCUGCCCCAUCCCCCAGAACUCCCUCAACACCCAGCAGUCCUCUGUCCUCCCACACUCCCUCGAAAGCGACCUCCAUUUCCACGCCCUCCGCGGUGCCCACAUCAAGACGCUCGACGAGCAGACAGUGGCGAGAUCCGAGCACGCCAGAGAGGAGCGAACGCUUGUCUUCACUGACCGGCCACUGCGUACCGGUGAGACCGUGUUUAUCAAGGUGACCAAGUCGAGCCCAGCUAGGUCGGGAUCGCUGUCCUAUGGCGUGACAUCAUGCGACCCCGCCGUUCUGCGCCCUAGCGACCUGCCCUACAACCCGGAGGCCUUAGUCGACCGCAAGGAAUUCUGGGCUGUAUGCAGAGUGCCCACGCUGCUCCAGAGCAGUGAUAUACUGGGCUUCCUGGUCAACCAGGAAGGGGAGGUGAUCUUGAGCCACAAUGGCACCAAUGCGGGGAUGCAACCGAGUGUGGACAACUCCCGGCCCCUGUGGAUGUUCUUCGGUCUGCAUGGAGCCGUCACUCAACUCAGGAUACUGGGUUCCACACAUCUCGGGGACCAGCCGGCGCGGGCUCCCUCCAUCCCCAGCUCUCCCUCCUCCUCCCCCCACACCCCCAGCGUCCUCGCCCUGGCCCUGGGUAGUGGAAGCUCCGACCCUGUCCUUAACGGAGGCCUGGGAGGCCCCAGCUCCGCGGCCUACUGUGGUGGCUCUGCGGGAGGAACGACCCCCAGCUCGCCCGUCAGCCUCCCCAAGUCGCCCACCUUCCCAUCAGGCAGCGGGAGAGGGCCCGGGUGGCCGACAGGCGAUGAGUGCUCCAUCUGCUAUGAGAACCACGUGGACACGGUCAUCUACGCCUGCGGUCACAUGUGUCUCUGCUACACCUGCGGCGUCAAACUCAAGAAGAUGUCCAACGCCUGCUGCCCCAUCUGCAGGAGACAAAUCAAAGACAUCAUUAAGACCUACCGUAGCACGUAGGGGGCCUUUGAAGCUAAGGGCCCCGAAACUGAGGGCCACAGGCAUAAGUUAAUGGGGAGAGGAGGAAGACGUUGAGGAAAGACUGAUAAACUUUUGAGAUCAGGGAAAUGGACAAUGAACAGUUCGCUCUGGUACUUUUGUGUGAUGGAUUUUGAGGAAGAAUCUUGGUUUUUGUUUCAAAUACCCAUUUUUUGUUUGCUGGUAACAGUUAGUACACCUGCACUGCAAAGGUCUCUUGCAUUUCCACUUUCCCUCUGACGCAGUGUGUGACGGCUUUUGAAGUGGCGGGUUUGCAACCGCGGCGAGAACUUCCUCUCUCAACUUCAAGUUUUCAUUCUUCUUGCUCUCUCCAAGGAUUCAGGAAGUUUCAGACUUUGAGGAAAGAGAAGACGUGAAAGUACUUUUUAUUUUGUUGUUUAAGCCACUUCCAGACGACUGCCGCUCGUUUGCAUGGAAGCAAACCAGGUGGUUUCAAUUCAACGUUUUUUGGUCUUGAGAUGAUGUAUUUAUGUUGAAGAGGAGAAGGACUGUGUUAAGUUCCAACAUUUGCUUCUUAACUUGACUCAACUUGGUCUGUAAAAAAAACAACAACAGGCGAAAUGUCUACCCUUGUCCACAGAUAGUUCUUUAUUAACACUACGUCUCAGUAUGACACAACUUCUGUCUGUGUGUUACUUAGGCAAACUGCAGAGGAAAAGAGAGGACUUAUUUGUUGCUCAAGGGUUGUGACCGGAUAGGGAUGCAUUUCUGCAGUAGUCAUAGGAUUCAUCAAUAGGAAGAUGAUCACAGUUGUAUAAAGUUGUGACGUAUAGGGACGUAAGUAUAUGACGUGUGAAGGUGGGCUGUAAUCACCUCUUGCUCCUAUACAGUAAGUCAUAUAUUCUCAACCAAAUGUAUUUGUGUGGUAGUUCUAUAGCACAUUCAUUGGUGGUAGCUGUCCUGUUGCGCUAGCUAGCUAUCUGCUUGCUCUGCAGUGUUGCGUGUUGCACUGAAGUCAGUACUGCGCUCUCGGAAAUGCCCCAUCAAGAAAGGAGAGGAUACAUAUUAUUUUACACAAUAAAUUUAAACAGCCAUCAAAACCAUGUCACUGGCAGCCUCAGCUCCCAAUCCAAUCCCAGAAUUUGUACCCACAUCACGUGACUGGAAGCAGGAAGUGAAAGUACAUUUAUUGGGUGUUCCUCAGGUCCAGCUGUUAACGCCCCAAAAUGGUGACUGUUUACGCAAACACCAGCCCAAUGCACUGUGAUUGUUGCCAUGGUAACAGCGUUCGACGUCGAUCCGACACAGCCCCCUGCCUUAAUUUAUGAACAUGUACUUUGUUACCCAACGGAUGUGUGAUCAAUAAUGCUUUGUGUCUAUCCAUAAUUUUCACCAAGACCCCUUACUAAAUACCAAAUACGAUGUUGUGUGUCAGAAGAAAAGCUUUCAGAAACAGGACUUCAGAAACUCAGAGGAUAAAAAGCACAUGAAACAAAACUGAGUUGUAUAACUUAUUUUUAUAACUCAAAAUACUUACUGGUCAGAGGUAAUUUGCAUCACAGACAGUCAGUAAUAUGUACACAACCCUAACCCUAUCACGGUCCUAUUCUAACAUCUGCAUAGUGCUUCCACCAGCAACAAAUACCCUUCACAGUUACACACAUUAAUGUAGGGUUAUGAGAGGUAGAUGAGAGGUCAGUUACACACAUUAAUGUAGGGUUAUGAGAGGUAGAUGAGAGGUCAGUUACACACAUUAAUGUAGGGUUAUGAGAGGUAGAUGAGAGGUCAGUUACACACAUUAAUGUAGGGUUUUGAGAGGUAGAUGAGAGGUCAGUUACACACAUUAAUGUAGGGUUAUGAGAGGUAGAUGAGAGGUCAGUUACACACAUUAAUGUAGGGUUAUGAGAGGUAGAUGAGAGGUCAGUUACACACUUACCCCAUAUGACUUUUAUCACUUUGAGGCGAAUCCUAAUUUAUACUUAAGUCGAAUUAUCACUCAGUCUCCCAUUGACAUCAAUGCAAGACUACCUGAAAAUGUGAUUUUGUAAAAGUAAGACUUUUCCCCUUUCUGAUCAGUAUGUGUCAUGUAUCCCAUUGAAAAUCCCCUCGUGCUUGUGUGUACUGGAGCUAUAGGCCAUAGCUUUCUGCCGAGAGCUGAAAAGGCAGUUUUGUAUCACGUUUAUCUUGCAUCCUGGUGUAAUUAAUAGAUAAUCGACAAAAUUAAUCUGGAAUGUAAUGCUGCGACAGUAUUUGCCAGCUCUCUGUGUUUGGGGCAAAUACUGACAGAUGUUUCGUACACAUCCUCUUUACACUCACAAACAGAACUUUGUGCUUUUAUGAUAUUAUAUGCUACUGCUUGAAGUGUUAAUUCACAUUUUGAAUGUUAAUUUAUGUUUUAAAAUGAGGCAAAUCGUUUUAUUGGUGUGGUUGGUAGUAUCGAAAGAGAAAAAAAAACAUAUUUUGUCAGCUUUCUUUUUCGAUUCAUAGUCAUGAUUGUAAUGUUUGUUUUCUGGUUGAUUGAAACCAUGAAAUAAUCAGCUAUUUCUACUUCUACUCUGUAUCCUAAAGCUAGGAACGAUAUUAUCUUGUACCUUCCACCAAUACCUAGGACUCCCUGCAGUAUACAAUCAUAACACCUCGUUGCUUUGGGUAAAAGACAAGCACAGAUGAAUAAUUUUACAAACCCUGAAUACUCAGACGCUUUUUUGUAAAUUUGACGUUGUUGUUUAUGCCUCCUUUCGAGUCCAAACCAGGUUUGUUUUUAUAGCUCUUACCAAGUAUAAAUUUAAAAGCCGUCGUUGUAUGGCAAUGUUAAAUGUCACUUUAUAUGAAUCCUGAUUGUACUUUUGAAAUGGUCUAGUCUAUAGGCAAUCUCUGGCAUAUUCUAUCACAGUAAAAUUUGUGCUGAUACUAAGUGUGCAACGAAAUCCGAAAUCCAAUCAAAAAUAAAUGUGUUAUUCCACCUCGUAAUUUGCAAUGUCUGUGCUAAACGCACUUCAUGUCCCCUCUCUUGAAAUGUUUUUUUUUUUUACAGUUGUUUUUUUUACUGGCCCUUUAUCCAAGGAAUUUAACCCACAACCACUAAUGUAAACAAUAGUCAUUGAACAUACGGUCAUGUCAUAAAUGGCAUAGCAUACAUUGACAACCUAUAAUAACGUAAAAGUUAAAUAGCAUGCAAAGAAAAAACAAGGCACCUAAAUUGCUGCCUAUCAUAUUUAUUGAGUUUACAUACAGGAUUAAUUGAAGUGGUCUGACUCAUGUCAGUACUCAGUGGCUUAAAGUUCAGCCCUCCACACAGAUACUAUGACUAGGGCCCAGAAUUGUUCCUGACCUAGUGACCUGGAACACUCAGGGCCCUAACUAUAACACCAACCAGUUGCGGUGUGAUACCAAUUUACCCCCAAAAUAGUUUUGGUUUCUCUCUUGAUUGUUUGUCGACUCGGUAGUGUAUUUAUCUUCUAUUGAAGUGUUUUGAUCUCAGAUCCUACUGUACUUGGGUGUUUGCUUUCUUCUUCUACCCUCCUCCAUUUUAGAAAAACUUCUUCAGAUAUUACUAGACAGGUUUCACCUGGGAAAUAUACUUUAUCUUCUGUCUUUUAGUUGUUUGAGUUGAUUGUUCACGCCGUCCUAGAUAGUGAACUUUGGGACCAAUAGAAGACGAGCUAAAAAAGAAAACGCAAUCUCCUAGGCCAUCAUUUAGACGGAGUUAAGGGGUCGAUCAGAACGCUACACAUAGAAACGUAACAUAGGCUAUAGGUCAAACACGAUUGCUCCUAUUAUCCAUGAUAUAGAAGUAUAUAUGUUCUAUGUUGUGACUCAUCCAUUGUUUGAGAUACUUUGCAAACCUGUCUUUAUUUGAAAACUAGUUUCCAAGUGAUCUGUUUGUGAGCUAUGUGAGUCGGACGAUUGUGUCAAUAAACUUUCCAGACGUGUUUCAAA